AUACAGGCUAAACAUUCCUUCGGCUACUCAUGAAAGUAAGUUGUUUUGAGGGUGGCAACCAAAAGUGGCAACUGAGAGGUGACGUGUGCAAUUUCUGCAAAGUCUGCUGGUAGGCUUAUAAUUGUAGUCUAGUAGUAGCCCAGUCUACAUCAGUGCUGCCGUUCUCCAGGUAUGGUAAACUGACGGUCCUUUUAUUUUUGUGUGUUCCUCCUAAUAGGCUGUAAGGUUUUGUGUUGCCUACAUUUACAGCUCAUGUUUAUAUCUCUUCACUUUCAGGAAGCAUAAAUAUGACGCAGAGACAGUUUAGCCCGAACAGGCAAAUGUUACCGAAAGCGUUUCAUACGGGCAGCUUUAUGACCCUGAAAUUGUUUUACAGUGCGUUUAUCUUUUUUGUUUUUUGUUUUUAUUGCGCUGUUUCUGUGAAAAUAAGGUGAAUGCGCAGCCAACAAAGUAAUCUCGGGUAAGCAACUACUUCCACUUGAUAGCCUAUCAAAACACUGACACUGUACCAAUAUUUGAUUUCAUAUUGAUGUGUCAGGGUAUUUCCUUAAAGACGCUGGAGUGGAGUAGUGAUCAUGAAGUAAGAGUCGUUUGCUUCUCCUUUUCUCCCCUACACUCACCUUCACGUGGACUGCUUCAUGCAGGCAGGCGACACAGUCAAAACAACAACAGCAGAGCAAACUUGUUUACUCAUACUGUAAACAUAUAGCAUUCUUCAAUAUGAUGAUAUGAUAUGUUGAAUAUUUUUUAGCUCAUUAUGAUACAUGAAAAAGAGCCACAGUGGUGCUUUGAGGUUUAAAAAAAAUAUAAACUAUAACGUUUACUUUAUUACUAAUAGUUCUGUCUGUGUUUUUUUAUUUUUCAAACAAGCCAAAAGUUAAAUUGCCCAUCACAUAUUUCCAGUGGUAAAGGUGACAUCAUAAAAUACCUUGUUUUGUCUGACUAACAGUAAGAAGAUGGAACCAGCCAAUUUUGCUUACAUUUAAAAAAAACAAAACUACAUAAAUAGUUGAAUGUUAAUUUUCUGUCAAUCUAGUAACCAAUUAAUCAACAAAUUGCUGCAGCUCUAAUUCUCAUAAAAAAUGUUGUCAGGAACACUCCUUUGCAGCAUGAUAGAAUACAUUUGACCCAACAAUUAAAUUAAUCAUUCUGAUUGUAAACCUUGAACAACAUAAGUUUGAAAAUGAUUGAUUGUGACUGAAGGUGUAGGCCCUAUGUCCUAAUUCCUACCGCAGUAAUAAUCCUCCACUGAGUAAUACGUCUCUAAAUUAAAAGGUCUGAGUGAAUGGACCUUUGCUACUAUGAGUCUGCACACAUCUAUAUGUGUGUCGUGCCUUAGUUUAGGAAUAAAAUCAAGUUACCUUAAGUUCACACUCAGAACUUUUUGUCAAGUGGUAGUUGGGUGCUAUGACAUGAGCUGGAAGGAGGAAUUUAAAAUGAGAAGUAAAACUCACAAAAGAAACACAUCACAUGACUAAAGAGGUGUUAAACACCAGAGUCAGGUGUGUAACAGUUGGCUGAGAUCAGAGCUUCCCAACAACAAUCACCUUGUUAAAACUGCACCGCAAAUCCACCUCUGCUAAAUCAGAAGGAGUAAUAAGCAGUAAUCUACACUUUAAACAAAGCAGGAGAGCUCAUUUAUGAUCAGCAUGAUGAAAAAACCUGCUGGGCAAGAAGGGCUAGGCACGUAAACUGUCACAUUGUUUAGGGAGCACACACACACAAGGAGAAAUGUAUGCUCUUCCCUCCAGCUGUAAGCCUGAAGGAGAAGGGAAGCGUUUCAACAGGAGCAACAUUAGCUCUCAGACUGAAUGCUGUAAUGAGUUGGACAAUAUUUGGUCUCCAACAAGACAAGAGAGAAUCAGUCUGGGAGAAUACAACCACCACAUACUUCUGGGAGACAGCAGUGAUCCCUUUGAGCAUUCAGCCAUGGACACAGAACAGCUGCUCCGGUUGAUGGAGACCAGGUUGUACAUGCGGCGGUGGGUCAUGCUAUUCGUCUUCAGCGCCCUCUCCACGAGCAACGCCUUCAUGUGGCUGCAGUACAGCAUCAUCAACAACAUCUUCAUGCGCUUCUACAAAAUCGACACCCAGGCCAUCGACUGGCUCUCCAUGAUCUAUUUCCUCACCUACAUCCCCCUCAUCCUUCCCGUCAUGUGGGUGCUUGAUAACCGAGGCAUGAGGGACGUUAUGGUUGUGGGCUCAGCCUUCAACUGCAUCGGGGCGUGGAUCAAGACGAGCACGGCCCAGCCCAGCAUGUUUGCCAUGACCUUCUUCGGCCAGUUUGUGUGUUCGAUGGCUGCUGUUUUUAUCCUGGGCAUCCCAUCCAGACUUGCGUCCCUGUGGUUUGGGCAGCAGGAAGUGUCCACCGCCUGUUCCAUUGGCGUUCUGGGAAACCAGAUGGGUAUUGCCAUUGGGUUCCUGAUCCCACCCAUCCUUGUUCCAAAUGUGGACGAUAUAAAUGAGCUGGAGCACUACAUCAGAAUCAUGUUCUACAUCAGCGCGGGAGUGGCCACCUUCAUCUUUAUCCUCGUUGUCAUUGUGUUUCAGGAGAGACCAGAAAUUCCUCCCACUCAGGCCCAGGCUCAGGCCAGGAACAUCCCCCCUGACGAGUACUCUUACACAGCUUCUGUCUUGAGGCUGCUGCGCAACAAGCCCUUCAUGCUCCUGGUGGUCAGCUAUGGGCUCAACGUUGGCUGCUUCUAUGCUGUUUCCACACUGCUGAAUCGGAUGGUCAUUGAACACUAUCCUGGUGAAGAGGUGAAUGCUGGGAGAAUUGGUCUGACCAUUGUCGUUGCUGGUAUGGUGGGGUCCCUCAUAUGUGGCGUUUGGCUGGACAAGACCAAAACCUACAAACAAACCACCUUGGUCGUCUAUCUCCUCUCUCUGACGGGGAUGCUGGUCUACGCCUUCACCCUCAACCUGGGUUACUUGUGGGUGGUGUUUGUCACAGCUGGAGUUUUAGGCUUCUUCAUGACAGGAUAUCUACCUCUGGGCUUUGAGUUUGCAGUAGAGCUCACCUACCCAGAAUCAGAGGGAACCUCAUCUGGACUGCUUAACUGUUCAGCCCAGAUCUUUGGAAUCAUUUUCACCAUCUCCCAGGGGAAGAUCAUCGAUCAAUGGGGCACUUUGGCCGGAAACAUCUUCCUGAGUAUUUUUCUCCUAAUAGGAGCAGUAAUGACAGCAUUCAUCAAGUCUGACCUCAGAAGACAGAAGGCCAACCUACAGGCUGAGGUGCGGAUAGCGAAUCCUACAGGCUCCGUGUCAUCGAUGCAGGACUACGGAACCACAGAGUGCAGCAGCCCUUGGCAACAGCUGUCUUGACAUAAACCCACAACCUCACUAAAACCAAAACACACACCUGCCAAGGUAGGGACACACACACUUUCUGAAGUUUCAACACCAGAACUGCAGUGCAUUCUACUACUACUGCUUCACAGUCGGCUCUUAAAUUAAAAAGGUUCACUGUCUGGUACUGCGGAAGGAAACGAUGUAUACUGGGAUUUCAACCUUAUAUAAAAGGCAUUAUGAAGAUGAAAUUAAGGAAAACUCAUUUCUAGCCAUAGUGUUUUUUGUUUUCACUGUGCAUUCACUUGUUUUUUGCUUUAAUCAAAUCAAUGUUUUAAAGAAAAUGUAAAGAGUUAAUUACAUGCGUGAUUAACCGACAGUACUGGAUUUCAAUGGAAGAUAAGUUUUAUGUCUAAUACUAACGUAAUGUAUGGAAUAAUUUUGGUUUAUGUUUGUUCUGUUCUCUUUCUGAAUGCAAUGAACAGGUGCGUGAACAGGUGUCUUUUCAUUAAAAAAAACUUUUUACUCAUUUGUUGGACAAUUGUUCUCUGUCCUCAUCCUUUACAGGAAGUGACCGCUGAUCUUGAAGGCGCCGCUCUGCCUGAAAUCCUUAAAGAGAGGAAGCUUUAAGGAGGACAGACAAACUCGGACAGACUCGUCAACAUGCAUAAACAAGCACACAUGACCAUGGAGGAAGAGAACCUGCAGUGAAGAGUGAUCACAUGGAGAGUGAAUCGUACUGAGCAGCCCUCUUUGAGGCUUUAUGAUUGGUGAAGUAAUAACCAGCAGACCUGCUGUAUAUUUUUGCACUGUACAAAACUAUGUACUGUAUGGACUCUGGCUUGAACACCAGAGAUUCACACUGAUAUCCCAAGUGCAACUUAGCUCAUCCCAAAGCAAGCACAAGUCAGUCAUGCACAACGGGAACACACCUGGAAAGUCAAUAGUUUUUAUAGUGUCUUUUGAAAACAUACAUUUUAUCCAUUGUAUGCAUUUUCCAUGUCUCGUUAUUGCAAUGCAACUGCCACUUUAGUGACAUCUCUAACUAAAUUCAACUUUUAACUGAGUAGUUUCCUAGGUCCCCCUCUGGUAGGUGUUAAUGUAGUGUUCUAUGCAUCUAAUGAGCAAUAUGUGUUUCCUAAAAUUGGACCAAAGCUGUCUCAAUCAUCUCAAGCUGAAGACAUUCAUUUUAAUGUUCUGUUUUUAGAGUAUACAUGUUAAAUGCAGACAAAUAACUGAGACAUGUUUUCCUGUCAUGGCAGUCAGGUUAGAUCCUCUCUGCCUGCCAUUCAGGAUCACAUGGAAGUGUUAAUUCUGAAUACUGCUGAUUGGUGAGUACACUCUUGAAGUUCAGUUAUGUCCUUGUUUUACUGUAAAUGAUAUCUGCAAGACAUUAAUAACUUAUAAAUAUCUGGGUCAGUGAGAGCAUCUGAAACAUUAAGAAUGUCAGCACAUGAAACAUGAAGGAUGAGGCUAAUCUAUCUACUGCAGUUUGCACAAGACAAUGUUUUAUGUAUAAUACUCUUAACUUGUAGAUGUGUUACUGAGAAAUGUAGUACAAGCUGUGUAACCAGUGUUUAUACAGCCUGUAAUUACCAUGUUUUGCUUGAUGUGACUAGUUUUCUUUUCCUAUUGUAUGAUUGUUAUGUGAUUUUGAGAGCUGCUAUUUCUUUCCUUUCAGUUGGAACUUUCAGGACACUUAACAGUGCUGUGAAAAGUAGCGCUUUCUAUGACACUUAAGAAAUACGAGAAUUAAUCAAUUAAAAACAUGAGUGGACUCAAAG
This is a messenger RNA of Micropterus salmoides (largemouth bass), 5072 nucleotides long. It is a transcript of the gene flvcr2a, whose product is annotated as FLVCR heme transporter 2a. The record is from RefSeq and is a predicted model, not a curated record. NCBI's taxonomy places the organism in Eukaryota, Metazoa, Chordata, Actinopteri, Centrarchiformes, Centrarchidae. The transcript is spliced from 10 exons. The coding region runs from base 1732 to 3324 and encodes 530 amino acids. Gene Ontology annotation, biological process: transmembrane transport; heme export. Gene Ontology annotation, molecular function: heme binding; heme transmembrane transporter activity. Gene Ontology annotation, cellular component: membrane.